Colletotrichum aenigma is the source of this 1875-nucleotide messenger RNA. RefSeq lists its product as uncharacterized. The record is from RefSeq and is a predicted model, not a curated record. The coding region runs from base 1 to 1875 and encodes 624 amino acids. The transcript is spliced from 3 exons. NCBI's taxonomy places the organism in Eukaryota, Fungi, Ascomycota, Sordariomycetes, Glomerellales, Glomerellaceae.
AUGGCUGCUCAACCUGAGGUCUCCCGCAAGUGGUCCUGGAGAACCGACCUACAUGCCUACGAUGACGGACUCGGCGACGCUCGUCAGCCCAAUCAGAUACUUACGUUCUCUGGUCAUGAGACUCACAAAAGCGUACGCAACGCCUUGAUCGAGAGAUUGAGGAAUGGAACGGCCAAAGGGACUACGAAUCUUCCAACCCUGCAAGAGCUGGACGAAGGCAACAACAGGAAGGCACGUCGCGGCGUGUGGGGACUUUCCAUUAAGAAGCUCAUUGAGAAGGAGGCGUCGGAUGAACAGCUAGAGGCUGUGACCGUCUCACAGAGAAAACCCACCGCUCUCAAAGCCAUCAUCUCGAUGAAUACCAGGAAGCGACUUGAAUACUACGUUCUUGCUGAGCCAGAUCCGAGGACUGGUAUCUGCAAAGCCUUCACACUGAAGGGUGGUACGACGGCUGUCUACUUCUUUCCCGAAUUCCGAGACCAGGACGACGACCUGAUUGAUGCGAACAAACGGUGUCGGACAUGGGCUGCUUUGAUCGUGGAAGCUACUGGCAAGGAAAGCGACAACGAUGAGGACAGCGAGCAGGACGACGGAGACGACAACAAGGACAAGGGAAAAGCAGAAGAGUCAGCAAAGCAGAAGUCUGGCAGGGCCAAGGCCAAGGCUAAGUUCAAGCCAGGUGUGCGCAUGCCCGGAACCAGCAACUCUGCGGUUGCCAGUGCCGGUAUUGGCGCCGGGUUUGGUGCCGGGAACUCGCCGGGUUUCCAGGUCCUGCACAAUGCUUCUACUGCCCCUGCAUCUGCUCUCAACCCUGUCGACGCGAGCCAAAUCGUGAGACUCAGACCUGGCCUUGCAGACUUGCGUUCGAAGAUGACUCUCAAACUGUACAAUGAGAUCAGAGGCGAGGUCGGAAAACUGACGAAAGUCGAGUUUCCCAUCUUCCCGAGCUCUACCUACCUCGACGCCUUCAUUCGCAAGAAGAGACUCAAGCAACGGCAUGCAAAGUUGGCGGUAGACGAGUUCUUCGGUCUCUAUCCGUUCUUGAGACGGGAAUCAUUGACGAAUUUGAACCACUUUCUCGUUCAUGUCGCAUCCAUCGUGUUGAGCAGCGACGCGGAGGGCGUUGUCGUACUGAGCUGGGACAUAAUUCAAGACUUCCUCCUGACGCUUGCGUACCUUUGCGACGCGAGAUAUGCUGCGGAGCCGGAGUUGAAGAUGAAGGUGUUCCUCGCCUUCGAGAUGGUUCGGAAGGAGGUUGGUGCCCUAUCUCAGUCAAAGGAAGCUACCCCUCGAGACAGGAUCCAAGACUUCCUUUCGGGAGUCAUCGACAAUAUGGACAGACAGCUCGUCGUCCACGCGGAGAACUGCCGACUCGCGGCAAGUCUUGGCGCAGGCACGCACACCACAGGCGCUGCAAUCGUUGACCGAUGGGUUAAGAGGCUGAGAGAACAGGCCUCCGACAUGCAAGAAGCGGCCCGUCCGUUCAAAAGGCUGCGGCAGUUGGUUAACGAUGAUGACGAUGCCAAUGAUUUGCCAGAGUCCGACCUCGAUAGCUCUGGUUCGAUUGCUAGCUCGAAUGGAGUUACGCUUGCAGCAGCCGAUUCUACUGGAAAUAAUGCUGACACUCCAAGCCAUCAACAUGCCGAAGGCGAAAACCUCGGCUCGAGCUCUCGCCCUGCUCCAGACGAUUUCCAUGAUGCGAGCUCCCACAUUGCUGAGCCAAGCACCGUCGAAGUCAAGCCUAGUGGUCCAGGCACCCCUCCUGGCACACCCAACUCCGACUCGCACCUCAGCGACCCAGAGUCUCUGGUCACUGGACCAGGCUCUCCCAAGGACCCGGAUUCACUUGUGCUCCAGCUCUUGAACGCAGCUUGA